AUGAGCACGCUCUCGUCCGAGGAGUACCUCCCGACAGCGUCUCCCCCAACGGGCGCAGGCACAGGCCACGACCGGCCCUACCGCUUCUCCUUCUACUCCAACAGCCUCUCUGCGACCAUCCACGCGCGCAGCCUCAGCGAGCUCCCGGCCGAGGGCCAGACGUUCGAGGAUCUGUUCGGCGGCGCCUCCAAGACGGCGCUGAACGACCAGCGGCUGGGGAACGACCCGGAGGGGCAGACGUGGUGGCUGGACGUGCUCUCGCCCACCGACGAGGAGAUGAAGAUGCUCAGCCGGGUCUUCAACAUCCACCCGCUCACGACGGAGGAUAUCCAGAUGGAGGAGGCGCGCGAGAAGAUCGAGCUGUUCAGGACGUACUAUCUCGUCUGCUUCCGCAGCUUCGACCAGGACCCAUUCAGCCCGACGUACCUCGAGCCGCUCAACGUGUACAUCAUCGUCUUCCGCGAGGGCACGCUUUCCUUCCACUUCAGGUCCACGCCACACCCGCAGAACGUGCGCCGACGGAUCAAGCAGCUCAAGGACUACAUCAGCGUCACCUCCGACUGGAUCUCGUACGCGCUCAUCGACGACAUCACCGAUGCGUUCGGGCCGCUCAUCCAGAGCAUCGAGUACGAGGUCGACAGCAUCGACGAGCUCGUGCUCAUCCUCAAGGAUGCCGAGCAGAGCGACAUGCUCAGACGCAUCGGGACGUGUCGGAAGAAGGUUAUGGGGCUCCUGCGCCUCAUGGGCAACAAGGCAGACGUCGUCAAGGGGCUCGCGAAGCGAUGCAACGAGAACUGGAAGGUCGCGCCCACGUCGGACAUCGGCCUCUACCUCUCCGACAUCCAGGACCACCUGAUCACGAUGACCCAGAACCUGAACCACUACGAGAAGAUCCUCUCGCGCUCGCACUCCAACUACCUCGCGCAGAUCUCGAUCGAGAUCACCGACGCGAACAACCAGAUCAACGACGUGCUCUCCAAGCUCACCGCCCUCGGCACCGUCCUCAUCCCCAUGAACCUCGUCACCGGUGCCCUGUGGGGGAUGAACGUCCACGUUCCUGGCCAGGGCAUCGAUUCCAACACCUGGUUUCUCUCCAUCAUCGGCUGCCUUGCGGCCUUCGCCAUCAUCGGCGGGUACUCCGCGUACAAGAUGAUCCGCAAAUGA
Heterobasidion irregulare TC 32-1 is the source of this 1164-nucleotide messenger RNA. Its product is annotated as cora metal ion transporter. Gene Ontology annotation, biological process: magnesium ion transmembrane transport; intracellular magnesium ion homeostasis. The coding region runs from base 1 to 1164 and encodes 387 amino acids. Gene Ontology annotation, molecular function: magnesium ion transmembrane transporter activity. Gene Ontology annotation, cellular component: plasma membrane. Lineage: Eukaryota; Fungi; Basidiomycota; Agaricomycetes; Russulales; Bondarzewiaceae. The transcript has 8 exons. The record is from RefSeq and is a predicted model, not a curated record.